Messenger RNA from Oryza brachyantha (malo sina), 2033 nucleotides. RefSeq names its product calmodulin binding protein PICBP. Bases 364 to 1698 code for a protein of 444 amino acids. Gene Ontology annotation, molecular function: calmodulin binding. The transcript is spliced from 3 exons. Lineage: Eukaryota; Viridiplantae; Streptophyta; Magnoliopsida; Poales; Poaceae. The record is from RefSeq and is a predicted model, not a curated record.
ACAGAGGAAGGAGUGGUACUGUAGUGGAGUAGGGAGGGGUUCACAGAAUCUCCAGCCGCAAAGGAUACUGCAGAUUCCGCAGCCCAUUCAAAAUCUCUCGCCACCACCACCACCUCCUCCUCCUCCUCGACGAUUCCAAAACCAUCGAUCCGCUCGCCCCGCCGCCGACCAACCCCUCCUCCGAAUCCAUCGACCAACCCCAUCUCCAUCUCCAUCUCCUCGCCGCGAGAUUCUCCGCUUCCCGCGUGCACCGUGCGUGCGGAAGCUUCACCUUCCCCCUCUCUGCCCCCCGCCACCUCCUUCCUUGCCGCCUCCCUGAAGGAAGAGGAGUCCAAGAAACGGCAGCGCGAGGAGGCCGCGGCCAUGGUGCAGAGGAAGGUGGUGCGCAAGAAGCCCAAAGAUUCUGUGGGGGAGGUGGAUCACGUGCGGGGUGGCGGCGGCGCCGGUGAUCCUGGGAGCAGGGGAGGAGGAGGAGGCGGCGGCGGCGUUGUGCGGGCGGCGGUGCUCCCAAACUACAUGAGGGCGACGAGUAGCUCCGGCGCGAGGGCUGGACGGGAGGCGGCGGGUACUACCGCCGCGCCGCCGCGGAAGCGGGAGGCGGUGGGAGCGAAGGUGGCGUUCGCCGGGGCUCCGUACGUGAGCAGGGCGACGUGCUCCUCCGCCAUGAGGGGGCUCGGCCUCGGCCUCCCCGGCGGCGGUGAGGCGCACGUCUGCCCGUACUCCUACUGCUCCUUCAAAUGCCACGCGCCCGUGGUUCCCCUGAGAAGCCUCGUGGCGUCGCGGAGGCGGCUGAUCAAGACGCAGCAGAGCAUGAAGCUCAAGGGCGCGUCACCGUUCCGCAAGGCCGGCAAUGGCGGCGGCGGCGCUGAUGGCUUGUUUGUCGAGAUAUACUCCGGCGCCACCGCAGCCGCACCAGCGGCGAGCUCCGACUGCAGUGAUCUCUCCACGGAAGACAUGGCUGCGGCGGUCAGGGAGGGGGAGUAUGCCGGGUUCGAUCACCGGAGUCGCGGGGAUGGCGACGAGGACAAGGCGAAGGACUCGGAUGGCUCGGUGGACGGUUCUUGCGGGUCCAGUGAUGUGAUCUCGGGUGGUUCGGUCGAUUUGUUCGUGACGAAAUCUCGCGGCUGCAAACAAGAGAUCGAUGGGGAGAAGUGGAUUUACAUGGAUCAAGAAGCAGAAGACUUUGGUGCCUGCAAGUCAGAUAUUUCUGAGGAGCUGGAUGCAAAAUAUGAAGAUGGCGGCGGCGAUGCUUCACAUGAAUCUUCAGUUGAUGACAUAUCCUCUGCAUUCGGUGGAAUGAACUUCAAAGAUGUAUGUUCUGAUCAUACUGGUGCAGCAAGCAGUCAGAGAAAAAGGUGGAACAUUGCCAGGGGGAGAACAUCUGAACAGGGCAAGCAAAUGCGUCCCUUCAAUCCCAGAGCUCCAAACUUCCUUCCAGUGGAACCUGAUCCAGAGGCUGAAAAGGUUGAUCUCAGGCAUCAGAUGAUGGGUGAUCGAAAGAAUGCUGAGGAGUGGAUGGUUGAUUAUGCGCUUAGGAGGACAGUGCAUAAAUUAGCUCGCGCUCAGAAGAGGAAAGUUGAGAUGCUUGUCCAGGCCUUUGAAACUGUUCUACCACCAGUUGGCAAUGAUAAGAAGUCUGUGCAACAUGUUGAUAAAACAAGCUUCACACUUGCGAAGUCUUUGCAAACAUCGAGCUGACCGAUGUUAGAGGUCUUGUUGCGCUUUGCGCCUCAGCUGGAACUAAUCACCAUCUCAAGGUUUUGGUCACUGCGAUAUUAGUGCCAGAGACCUUCUGGACAACGAUAGAGCUUUUCUUCUUAUCACUGAGGUGAUGAGACCUCGAUCUGGUAGUUGAACCUUAUGGUGGAGCACACUGAGUUGAUAAGUGUAGUACCUUAGGCCAAUGUACAUUUUAAGUCUCGUAUGCUCUUGUUGAUAUAGUAUUAGUGAUCAAUAGUAAGUGUACGAGACUUGCUAACUGGCAAGAUUGGAAUGUAUUCCUUGGGCAAAGAUCAAUAAAACUCCUAUUCACA